CAUCACUCACUGUCUUUCUCUCUCUUACACUCUGAUAUGUAUAGAGUAAAAACAGGAAAAGGUGGAACAAUGGCUGACUCAGUUCAUAUCACUCCAAACUCAACAACAAUAAAUUACCACACAGUCAUGAGUUAUAUGCAGCUGAAAACACACACACACACACACACACACACACACACAUAUGGCUUAGAUACAGUAGGCAAUAAUGAGAUCAAUAACUGACAGUGAUUGUAGAGAGGGGAGGAGGAGGAAUAGUUCACAUAUUAAAGUUUUCAUCACGGAAGUGUGUUAAUAAUCAGAUAAUGUACGAAAACGAUUUGGGGACACUGGGACAAAGGACAAAAGACAAAGUGUGUGUCAGUGUGGGAAAUCUGUGAUUAAAGUGUUAGUGUGAACACUACUAUUAAACUUAAAUUUGAAAUCCACUAAUAGUACGAUGGCUAACUUUUUGUGCAGUUACAGAUGGGUGGUGAAACCUAAACCUUACAUACUAAUGCUCUUAAAAUGCUCUUAAAGCUUAUUUUGAAAAAUGUGCAUGUGUCUGUUUCUGCACUAUUUGAUGUCUAGAUCAUAAGCAAAACUUGGUGGUGUUCUUAAACCAGGUCUGGUGUCAAAGUAUCUUUAUCAUAUCUGGAUUAGAGAGCACAUACACUUUCACACAGUCUCUAACCCACAGUCUCGAAUUUACAGCUCUGUCUAUAGUAUUUUAAUGUUAUGUAGAUUUACAGAUUAAAUUCGGAAUAAGUAGUGUGGGAUUAGAGAUGCCUUUAAACAUUUUAUACAUUUUAUUUUAAUAAUUAUGUAACUGCCUGUUUUUGUCAACAAAUGAUUACUUAAUGUUUGUGCGUAUGUGUGUGUGAGGCACUUGGGAACAGAAAUAGGGGAAGAGAGGAAACGGGCCCUAUUGUUUCAGUGUCUGAGAGAGAGAGAGAGAGAGAGAGAGAGAGAGAGAAGGCGUGUUUGUAGGGAAAAGCAUGUGGAAAACAGUUUUCACAUAGAGAAGGAGAGACUUAGAUGAGUGUUCUUCACCACAAGGACUCCAACUGUACUGAGAGAGUGAGUGAGUACUGCACAGCACAACACACACAUACAAAUGCAUGCAUUUUUUCAAACAGUGGCUAUAUACAGUUAUUGAUGUGUCAACUAUUGAUGUGUGAUGUGGCAUUUUCUUUUUGUUUUUUGUUUUUUUUUCCAUAAAAAAAAAAAAAAAGAAAUUUCAUAUAGGAUGCUUUGGAUGGGUAAUGAUCCUUGUUUUCUGUGGGAAGAACGUAAGAGCCGAUUUGGUGCUCUGUGUGUGUGUGUGUGUGUGUGUGUGUGUGUGUGUGUGUGUGUGUGUGUGCGUGUGUGUGUGUGUGUGAGAGAGAACAUUGUCAUGAAUGUUUAUUUGUACAACAGGGAUCUGGUCAGGUUUAAUUUUUACUGAUGAACAUGAAGAUUAGGAUAAAGGAGUGACAGAUGUUCGACGUUUUGUACUCAAUCAUUUUGAUGUCUGUCAGAUAUUUAAACUUACACCACAGCACGGUUAAGUUCUGGAUUGUGAUUGGUCAGAAGAUAUUAAUUCUCUAUAACAGCAGUUCUGCCAGAUAAGUUAUCGUUUCCAUAGUAACAUUUUGUUCACAGGGACCUAUACAGCCAAAGCUUUAAUCAUGAUAAAGUGUUUUUUUAAAUCAUUAAUGUGGUGAAGUUUUCUAAAAGAGAAAUGUGUGGAAUGUGUGGAAGGAGUCUCCAGUGUCAGCAUUUUGUUUGAAAAGAGGACUUUACAUUUUUUUGCGGUUUCUCAGUCACAUGACCAGCUGUGAUUGUUUUCUCUUAUUAACUGUAAGUGAGAGAAUGAAUAGAGGAUAUCAUGUAAAUGACAACAGGAACUAACUUAUAGUAAAUAAUCAGUGCUCAAGGAUAUAACAGUAACUGUCAUAGAUUAUUGUCUAUUAACUGUGUGUGUGUGUGUGUGUGUGUGUGUGUGUGUGUGUGUGUGUGUGUGUGUGUGUUGUGGGGAGUGUUUGAGGCAGGGGGUCAUAAAGUACACAAACCAUCAUUAAUCUCUGAAUACAUAUUUGAUUGUGUGUAUGUGUGUGUGUGUGUGUGUGUGUGUUGGGGGUACUAACCAUGAAUACACCUGUCUGUUUUAUUACAUUAUUUUACUGAAACCAAAGAAAAUCGGGAUUAAGAUUAGAGUGAGGAAACACACACACACACACACACACACACACACACAAACACACACACACACACACAAACACAUACACAUUAUAGACUGUUAAAAUGGGUGUACAGUAAUAUAUUAAAGAGGAUAGUUGUUGGAUUGUGUGUGUGUGUGUGUGUGUUUAUUUUUCAUGGCAGAACCUGUUUGAUGUAACAGAUAAUAUAAAUAUUCUUAAGGAACAAUGUUUUUUUGUCUCUUGUUUAUUUGAUAUUUACUGUUUUGUGACGUAUUUGUCUAUUAAUAGCCAAUCAGCUUCUUUCUCUCUGUUUUUUUCUCCCUCUCUGUAAUCUCUCUGUAAUGAUGCUGUUCUCUGAUGCUUGCUGAGGAGAACCCUGGAUCCCUUUUGCUUCUUAAAGCACACUGUUCUGUUCGCUCCUUUAUCUAUCCAUGAUGUUCUGCUAGUGCACAUGCGUCCCCUUUAAAAGAAAAGGAUUUCCCCCCCUCCACUCAUCUCCUCUCCCCCUCUCGGUCUCAGUCUCGCACUCUGCCUCCUAUUGUUCCCCAUGCCUGAGUGUCAGAGCCGGACUUCCAUUAAUUAAUCAUCGCUAGCGUUUACCGUGUGACAGUCAGACAGACAGACAUCCCAGGCGAGCAGCAUCGGGGCUUAUCAGAAGAUGCUCUGACCAUGGCUUCUUUCCAAAUUACUGUGUACUGAACACACACAGUGUGCAGCAGUCGUUAUUCUGUGUUCCCUAUGUAGUGCACUUGUGUAGAGAGCAGGGAGCUUUUUGGGAUGAACACUGUGAACAGGAGCCGGGGCACAGAGACACACUGAGUGAGUGUGUGUAAGGGAGAAUGGCCCCAGGGCCAUCUUCAGGUGAGUUAUGGGGUCUACACCUGAUGCCCCCCCGUAUUUUGGUGGAGUGCUGUUUACCCAAUGGGAUGCUCGUCAGCCUGGAGUGUUUACGUGAAGCUCCACUCCUCAGUAUCAAACAGCAGCUGUUCACAGAAGCCCGCAAAUACCCCCUCUACCACCUCCUGCAGGAAGAGUCUUGCUACAUCUUUGUGGGCGUGACCCAGGAGGCAGAGAGGGAGGAGUUUUAUGAUGAAACACGGCGACUGUGUGACCUUCGACUCUUCCAUCCUAUCCUAAAGGUCAUCGAACCGCUCGGCAACCGUGAAGAGAAGAUCCUCAACCGUGAGAUCGGCUUUGCUAUAGGCAUGCCGAUCUGCGAGUUUGAGCUGGUGAAGGACUCAGAGGUGCAGGACUUCAGGAGGAGCAUCCUGAGUGUGUGUAGGGAGGCGAUGGAGGAGCGUGAAGGUGGAGGACCACACACACACGCUCUGUAUGUUUACCCUCCCAGUGUGGAGUCGUCUUCACAACUACCACAGCACAUCUACGCCAAACUCGACAAAGGACGUUUGAUUGUGACGAUCUGGGUGGUGGUGUCGCCGUCAAACGCCAAGCAGAAAUACACGCUGAAGAUCUCUCACGACUGUGUCCCGGAACAGCUGAUCGCCGAGGCCAUCAGGAAGAAGACGCGCAGUAUGCACCUGUCGUCCCAGCAGCUCCGUCUGUGUGUGCAGGAGUACCAGGGACAGUACAUCCUCAAGGUGUGUGGUUGUGACGAGUACCUGCUGGAGAAAUACCCGCUCAGCCAGUACAAGUAUAUCCGCAGUUGUAUUAUUGUAGGAAAGUUGCCACACCUUAUGUUGGUCAGUAAGGACAGUGUGUAUGAUCAGCUGCCAUGCAGUGGCUUCGUUACUCCGUCGUACAGCCGCCGCACCCCCCAGCCGAGCCCGAGCCCUGGAGGGGGCGACCCCGCUAACCCCUGCUCGCUCUGGAUCUUCAACGCUCACACUCCGCUUCGCAUCAGACUCAUCUGUGCCACCUAUGUCAACGUCAACAUCCGCGACAUCGACAAGAUCUAUGUGCGGACUGGUAUUUAUCAUGGAGGAGAGCCUUUAUGUGACAAUGUCAAUACACAGAGAGUUCCAUGUUCCAACCCUCGGUGGAACGAGUGGCUGGUGUAUGAUAUUUCUCUGAUUGAUCUCCCACGCUCUGCCCGUCUCUGCCUCUCCAUCUGCUCUGUCAAGGGUCGCAAGGGGGCUAAAGAGGAGCACUGUCCCCUGGCCUGGGGGAAUGUGAAUCUGUUUGAUUAUAAGGACACACUGGUCAGUGGUAAGGUGGCUCUGAGUCUGUGGCCUGUUCCACAUGGACUAGAGGAUCUGCUCAAUCCCAUCGGUGUGGCAGGAUCCAACCCCAACAAGGAGACCCCAUGUGUAGAGUUGGAGUUCCCCUCCUUUAAUCACACAGUGGUUUUUCCUGAUGAACAGCAGAUUGAGGAACGAGCCAACUGGAUCAUCUCCCGAGAGCUUGGAUACAACUACUCUCUCAGCCUGAGUAAUCGCUUAGUGUGCGACAGCUCAAUCUCUCAGGCGGAGGCUGAACAACUUCGUGCUCUCUGCAACCGAGACCCACUCUAUGAGCUGUCAGAGCAGGAGAAAGACUUUCUGUGGAGACAUCGACAUUAUUGUGUGAACAUUCCAGAAAGCCUUCCCAAGCUGCUUCUCUCUGUCAAAUGGAAUUCACGGGACGAGGUGUCACAGAUGUAUUGUCUGCUUCGUGAUUGGCCCCUCAUGCAGCCCGAGUCAGCUCUGGAGUUGUUGGACUGUAACUUUCCUGAUCCAAUGGUGAGAGAGUUUGCUCUGCGCUGCCUCAUGCAGGGACUCACUGAUGACAAGAUUAGCCAGUACCUACUGCAGCUCGUCCAGGUGCUAAAGUAUGAGAUGUAUCUAGAUAAUCCUCUGGCUCGGUUCCUCGUUAAGAAAGCUCUGACCAAUCAAAGGAUAGGACACUUCUUCUUCUGGCACCUAAAGUCAGAGAUGCACAAUAAGACUGUGUCUCGGCGAUUCGGGUUAUUAUUGGAGGCGUUCUGCAGGUCAUGUGGAAUUUAUCUAAAACACCUGAACAGACAGGUGGAGGCCAUGGACAAGCUGGUGAACAUCACUGACACGCUGAAACACGAGAAGAAGGAUGAGACACAGAAGACUCAGAUGAAGUUCCUAGUUGAACACAUGUCUCGCCCCGAUUACAUGGAGGCUCUUCAAGGAUUUGUCUCUCCUCUGAAUCCUGUGCAUCAACUGGGUAACCUCAGGUUGGAGGAGUGCAGAAUCAUGUCUUCAGCAAAGCGUCCUCUCUGGCUGAACUGGGAGAAUCCUGAUAUCAUGAGCGAACUACUCUUCACCAAUAACGAGAUCAUCUUUAAAAAUGGAGAUGACUUAAGGCAGGAUAUGCUGACGCUGCAGAUAAUUAAGAUCAUGGAGAACAUUUGGCAGAAUCAGGGACUUGACCUGCGAAUGUUGCCAUAUGGGUGUCUUUCUAUCGGGGACUGUGUAGGUCUGAUCGAGGUGGUGAGGAACUCCUUCACUAUAAUGCAGAUUCAGUGUAAAGGUGGUCUGAAGGGGGCGCUGCAGUUUAACAGCAACACACUGCACCACUGGAUUAAAGAUAAGAACAAGGGGGAGAGUUACGACAGUGCAAUUGAUCUGUUUACUCGUUCGUGUGCUGGUUAUUGUGUAGCCACGUUUAUCCUCGGCAUCGGAGACAGACACAACAGCAACAUCAUGGUCAAAGAGAACGGACAGUUGUUCCAUAUAGACUUUGGGCAUUUUCUGGACCAUAAAAAGAAGAAGUUUGGUUAUAAGCGUGAGCGUGUCCCUUUCGUCCUCACACAGGAUUUCCUUAUUGUCAUUAGUAAAGGAGUGCAGGAGUGUACCAAGACAAAGGAGUUUGAGAGGUUUCAGGAGAUGUGUUACAAAGCGUACCUGGCGAUCCGUCAGCAUGCAGGUCUUUUCAUUAACCUGUUCUCAUUGUUGCUGGGAUGCGGGAUGCCCGAGCUGCAGAGCUUUGAUGAUAUCUCCUACCUGAGGAAAACCCUUGCUUUGGAGAAGAGCCAGCAGGAGGCACUGGAGUACUUCACCAAGCAGAUGAACGACGCCCAUCAUGGUGGCUGGACCACCAAGAUGGACUGGAUCUUUCACACCAUUAGGCACAUGCCCAAUGAGCACUGACACACACACGCGCACACACACACACACACACACACACAUAUACUUUUCAGGGCAGAGAUGAGGAAUCUUAGAAUUACAUGUGAGGUAACCACAAAUACAUUUGGUAAACUCAAAUGAUGCACAUUUAAUAUAUAUGCGCACACGCAUGCCCACACACACAUAUUCACACACGCACACAAAUUUCCUGCACUAAUAUUAUCAGAGCACUGCACUAAUUAGGGACAAUGAAGCUGUAUGACAAGGAUAUGCACAUUUAUGUAUGCACACACACACACACACACACAAAAUCCACACUUUUCAGUAAUUUUCUCUUAUACUUUUUACUAAUGUGGUCCUGCAAGAAGCUUGUCUGACAUCAGCUUCCACUAACUUCAUUCUACAGGUCCUCAGGGUUUUACAAGGAUCAAAGAUCUAAAGCGGCGCGUAAAACUCGCCUCGAGUACACACGUCCCCAGUAUGCACUGCAAACCUGAAAACCUGAUAUGCUUGAACAGCACAAUCUCGAGGAUGUGACCGUCUUCCUCACUAAACUUUUAGGAAAAAUGACAACAUUAAUGUUCAUGUUAUUGUAAGAGCUUUAAACACCAGCGUCACUGUGACAGCAAUCUGACCUUCUGAGCAGCUCAGAACAUGCGCUUAACAAUCAAACAGCAAACACCUCCAUCAAUCUUCCUUCCAAAAAAAUUGUUCUUUAUUAGAUUAAAACAUCAAUUAAAAAAAAUCACCAGACUUACCUAAUGAAAUUAAAAAUCAGGAUACUUUCAAUCAUUCGUUAAAAUCGAUCCGAAAACGUCCCAACCUCUGACUGUGAAAAAAUGUCAAAUCUGUGAUUUAUUCAUCCAUUAAAUGUCUUUCUUACAAGUAAGCUUUUAUUUAAAAUCUAAUAUAUUCUAUCAAAUAAUUUAUGAAUUCACAUGAAUAAUUAAUAUUACAAAACAGAAGUUGGAUUCUACUUCAUUAUUAUUAUAAUUAUUAUUAAACCAGCUCUUAACACCUGUACACUACAACAAAUAAUGUCCUCAAAAUAGAUAGUAAAUUUGCACAAUUUGUAAUUAUAUUGAAUCUCAGGUGUAGAACAAUCUAAAACACACCAGUUCUUUUCUCAGUACUUUAAACACAUGCUGAAUUAUCCUGUGAUUUUUAAUGUACGAGUUUGUGUGUGUGAGCUUUCAUUUGUGUUUUAAUUUUAAAUUGUACCUAAUUACUAAGAAUCUAUAAAAUAAAUCAGGAAUUUAUUAUCAAGUAAAAUGUAAAGUCUGGUGAAAAUAUAAACGGGAAAAAAAAUUCCAGUUCAUAGUGACUGAUGACAUCAUCACAUCAUCAAUAUCAUCACAGAUGUGCAAAAAUGAGGCAGAUUUUAGUAGCGGUGCUGUAAUGGGAAUGAUGUGAAGAGUUUAGACGGCUGAAUGAUGUGUUGGACUGAUAUUUUGAGUAUUUUGUUGUAUGUUUGCUGAUGUCUUGUAGCACGACUGGAUUGUAUGGUGUGUAUCGCGUGAACAAAUAAACGGGUAUUGACCGGAGUGCCGUCUCCCAUACAGUUCAGUUAUAGCGGUUUAUUUGUUCAUACGUUUUAUCCUUUACCAUAUGUCCAAUGUGGGUUCCAUUUAAUCGUCAUAAGAAGUUAACGAGAAAAUCUAAAAGUGUUCUUGUGUUAAAUUUAUUAUUAUUAUUGACCUGAUUCAUCUUCAUAUCCGUGUGAUUAUUCUACCGUUAAAAUGAUUAAUAUUGUUGUAGCGAUAUGUAAAGUUUUGUGGAGUAAUAAUCACAAAAUACAAAACCCAACAUGACAUUUUCACACAGGACAACAUGAACCUGUUUCCCUCUUUACUUACAUAAAAACAUGGCAUUUCUAUUUCAACCCAAAACAAUUUCCAUACUGCACUACUUAUAUAAAUGUGAUUACAUUUUUAUUGAAUGACAUAAUUAGCUGAUUUGGUUCUGAUUAGAAUGAUUUAUUUACAGAUUUGCUCUCAGGAGAAUCAGAGCAGUGAAGUAAACUUGGAGAUGAUGUAGAUUAUGAGUGGAUCUCAAGAUUACUUGUGGUUCUUGGAGUAAAUUUAGGAUCAGCAGCUUUACUGUGCUGCUGUGUUGGUGUGGAACGUUUAAAAGCAAUAGCAAACGUUAGGAUCAGAUUGUUAUUCAUUCAGAGUCACAAGUCGUAUCUCAGUAGAUGUGUGUGUGUGUGUGUGUCAGUAGAUUUGUGAGUUGGAAAAAAAAUCAUUGUACUGUAAUUUUAAUGAACAUUUUUGUAAUUUCUUCGUCCAGGCAAAUGCAUGGAUCAGUGGGUCAGCAGUUUGUGGAUCACCUGAUGAUUUUUUUCUGUGAUGUUUUCUGAAUAAACUUUUGUCAGCUGUGU
Silurus meridionalis is the source of this 8573-nucleotide messenger RNA. RefSeq lists its product as uncharacterized. Gene Ontology annotation, biological process: phosphatidylinositol-mediated signaling; phosphatidylinositol-3-phosphate biosynthetic process; phosphatidylinositol 3-kinase/protein kinase B signal transduction. Gene Ontology annotation, molecular function: 1-phosphatidylinositol-3-kinase activity; 1-phosphatidylinositol-4-phosphate 3-kinase activity. Gene Ontology annotation, cellular component: cytoplasm; phosphatidylinositol 3-kinase complex, class IB; phosphatidylinositol 3-kinase complex, class IA. Bases 2999 to 6217 code for a protein of 1072 amino acids. Lineage: Eukaryota; Metazoa; Chordata; Actinopteri; Siluriformes; Siluridae. The transcript is spliced from 22 exons. The record is from RefSeq and is a predicted model, not a curated record.